AUGAGUGACCUACUAGAGGAAUCAUUGAAGAGUCAUCUGCUUCAACUGGAAUGCCAUUUCACAUGGACUGUGGAUAUGGAAGAAGUGACUGAUAUUGACAAUAUGAAAGACAGGCUUCAUGAUCAAAUUGCAUUUUCACCUUCAACACCCAAACAUAGGCUUCAUAAUUUAUUGGCCUAUACAAGUUAUUUGAAAGGAGACAACCAAGAAGCAAUCAGACAGCUUCAGAAAGCAGAAGAGCACCUGCAAGGAACACAGACUGCUCAUCUGGAUAUCAAAAGAGCCGUGACCUACAGUAAUUAUGCCUGGCUGUACUACCAUUCCAACCAGUUUAGCAAAGCUCAGUCUUACUUAGAAAGGGUGGAAGCCAUUUACCAAAAAUGUGAGUCUUCUCCAGAACAUGAUAUUCUUCUUACUGAGAGAUAUGGAGAACAGGCCUGGGCUUUGUUAACAUUAUAUGGGAAGUACUGUGAAAGAGCUAAAGAGUGUUUUGAGAAAGCGCUAGUGCUAGAUCCUGACAAUCCCGAGCUCAACUCAGGAUAUGCCACAGUGAUGUAUCGCUUAGAAAGUCAAGAUUUAAUACUUUAUGAGACCAGUAAAUAUAAAUCUUUAGAGAUUUUGAAACGUGCUGUAACAUUGAAUGAAAAUGAUACUGUGAUUAAGGCUCUUCUAGCUUUGAAAUAUGUAUAUUUGGGUCAAGCUGAGGAGGGAGGAAAGAUUAUGGAGGAGGCUCUCAGACAAACUCCAGACUCCCCAUAUUUACUUCGCCAUGCUGGCAAAUUUUACAGAAUUGUAGGAAAGAUUGAUGAUGCUAUUACCAUUCUGAAAAAAGCUCUAAACCAAACUCCCACUUCAUGUUCUCUUCACCACCAGAUUGGACUUUGUUACAAAAUGAAGGUCAACAAGUUAAUCAGCUCUGCAAAGAUUGCAAAGUCAUUGUGUCAGCCUACCAAUGCCUAUACACGGGACAUAAAGGAAGCAAUUUCCUCUGCUGUCUUUCAUUUUGAAAAAACUAUUGCAUUGGAAGAAACAUUUAUUAUUGCAUAUAUUGAUUUGGCUGAUAUGUACACUAAAGGAACUCAGAUUGAUAAAGCUGAAGAUUUGUUUCAAAAAGUGUUACAUUUAGGAUAUUUAACAUGGGGAGAGAAACAGCAGAUUCACUUUAGCUAUGCAGUUUUUAAGCAACACACAAUAAAAUCUGAAUCUAAAGCCAUAAGGCAUUACAAGGAAGCAUUAUUGAUACCGAAUAAAACAAGGUAUAGAGCUUAUGCUGAACAAAAUUUAGCCCAUUUGGCAAAUUGUAAAAUAAGCAAAAACCCAUCAGAUGCAACUGGAUUUGAACUGUUAGGGUUCAUUAAUCAGCAGGAUGGAAAAAUCAGAGAAGCAAUUGAUUCCUAUGAGAAAGCACUGGAACUGGAUCCAGAUAAUGAGGAUUAUUUGAGUGCAUUGUGUUGCAUGAGGCUCAGUUUGAGUAAGGAGUAAAGUUAAAAAUAUAUUUAGAAUACCCUUAUGAGCUCCUCCCAGGCCAUGUGCAGUAGUUUGCAUGUAUCAUAAACAGCACAAUGUUUUAUUUAGUAAUCACAGUAUGUAGAAAGCUUGUCAGUGCAUUUGUUAGUUUUUAGAGAUUUUUUUUUACUGGCCCUGUAAGCGAUCCUCUUCCUUCUGUCUGCUUUCUCCAUGAUCCUGGGGCCAAUGUAUGCACAGUAACAUGAAAAGGAUGGUUUACUCAAUCCACACGUGUCUGCUUUUUCUGCUUCAUUGUAUUUAGGCCAAUUGGUGGUACAUAUUAUAUGCAUUGUAAUUGUGCUAAUUGUUUUGUGAACAUCUACUAUAUA
This is a messenger RNA of Xenopus tropicalis (tropical clawed frog), 1835 nucleotides long. Its product is annotated as interferon-induced protein with tetratricopeptide repeats 5. The coding region runs from base 1 to 1482 and encodes 493 amino acids. The transcript is spliced from 2 exons. NCBI's taxonomy places the organism in Eukaryota, Metazoa, Chordata, Amphibia, Anura, Pipidae. The record is from RefSeq and is a predicted model, not a curated record. Gene Ontology annotation, biological process: response to other organism.